Anisakis simplex (herring worm) is the source of this 1038-nucleotide messenger RNA. Lineage: Eukaryota; Metazoa; Nematoda; Chromadorea; Rhabditida; Anisakidae. The record is from the annotation of a GenBank genome assembly.
AUGUCGAAUUUUCUGAAAAUGUUUCGAUCGAAGAAAGGAGGCGAUAAAGAAAAUGACGCGCCUACUGAGGAGGAAUCAAGUGGACAUCGUUUAUCAUCACGUGGCAGUGUAAGACGUGAUGCCAAACGUUAUUCGUCCAGAUUCACCGAUGACACAUUCUUGAAGCCAUCUGCACCCUAUCAUACUGUAACCCAGCCUAAGCAGACUAAAGGAUCUCGAUCGUGUGUGGGUGUGGGUCGCGAUGAAUACGAUCAUUUUAGAUUUGAGCAGCCUUUUAGAGAGAGGAACGGUUCAAGAUACAACAACAAACGAUUGUACAGUAAUGCGUCAGAAUUUGGAAGAGAGACAAACUUGUCGUCUUCGAUCAAUAUCAACACUUAUGACCCUGAAUUGGGUGAUUCAGAUGAUUCUUAUGACUCAAUACGGAGAUCGAGAACACUGAAGAGUGAUGACACUAUCAAGGCACUGGAAGCAAAACUAGAGUCGUUUGCUUAUCGACUGCGUAAAGAGGAGGAUAAAAAGAACGCUUAUAAGCAGAAACUGAUGUCCGAAAGGAUAAUCCGACAGCAUGUGGAGGCGAAAUUCGUGGAGGAUAUUCAGAGAUUGACGAAAUUAAUUGACACGUUGAAGAACGAAAACAAAAGUUAUCGAAAUAAGAUCAACAGCCUCGAAUCGGUACUUGAUUCUGCUCACCUGAUUUCACAGUUAAAGGAGUCAAAACAUAUGAGCCGUGAUUUGAAACUUCGCAAUGAAUCAGCGAUGAACACUCACCACUUCACAACCACCAACACACCGUCAUCUCUGUUCAAUUCUCCACCGUCCACCUCUAACGAACAGUCAUCGCUGAAUGGUGCCGGUGAGAUUCUGUGCACUGCAUCUGGAUCAACACUACCCAUUCAUUCGAUUGUAAAUCCGUUCAAUUCAACCGAUGAUAUCGAUGAAGUGAAAAACUUUCGUAUUAGUGAGGUGCGUUCAUUUGUAUUACUAAGUGUUCAGGAAUUUCUUGACGUAAUGCAUCAGUAUCAACGAUAUCUUUAA